AAGUAGAGUGGUGUGCUCUGUUUCAGUUCAAAUAAAAUUUGAAUCCUAUUGAAAUUUUAUAUGGUAAAAGUGUUUGAAAAGUGGCUUAAUUGAAGCAUUGAUGUGUUUCGAGUGUUUUGCGCAUAAAAUUUGCUGUUUUGACAUUGAGGUUUCAUAGAAAUACAAUCGAUGAAGAUAGGGGGCUGUGCGCCGCGUCGGGAAAUUGUGAUUAUCAUUUUUUCAACAUCUAGAAAGCAAUAAAAUCAAUGAAAAUGUGGCACGAGGCGCGUAAACAAGAGAAAAAGAUCCGCGGGAUGCUGGUGGAUUACCGGAAGCGAGCCGAACGGCGGCAGGAUUUUUACGAGCGAAUAAAAGCUGAUCCAACGCAGUUUCUUCAAGUUCACAGUCGCAAAUGCAAGAUCCAUCUGGAGGCCAGUGUGGCUGCAGCUGCCGAGAAUCCAGCCAUCAUGAUGCCGUGGCAAGGUCAAAAGGACAAUUUGAUUGAUCGAUUUGAUGUACGGGCCCAUCUGGAUUACAUUCCAACCGUGACGGUCAAACCGGACCAACCGGUGGAAGAUGACGUCCUGGAUUUGGAAGAACGAUCCAUGAACUACGAACGGUAUCGUGUUCUUGCACAGAACGAGUUUCUCGCAAUCAGUGAAGAGAAAUUCCUUCAUCAGUUACAUCUGGAAGAGCAGUUCGGAGUUAAUGCUCAGGUCGAGGCGGAACAGAAAGCUUCUUCGUCGAAGAAGAAGGCAUCCGGUGGAGUGGCAAUUGGAUAUACCUACGAAGACAGUGAGCCUAGCGGAGUGGUUCCAUUCAGCCAAACGAUAACAGCCAUCGAGCAAUCUACCGCUACGUCCAAGUACGAUGAAUGCAUGAAAAGCGAUUCAGAUUCGGACCUGGAUAUGGACGUGUCAAUCGACAUAAAUAAAGUGGGAAACGCUCAGGCACACGAAAUGAAUGCCUGUGGAAGACAUUACGGGAUGAAAAGUAAUGAUUUCUACUCGUUCCUCACGAAGGAUUCGGAUGAGGCGGAGGCACUGAAGAUAGCACGAGAGGAGGAACAGGAAAAGAUCAUGUUCAGCGGACGAAAAAGCAGGAGAGAACGUAGAGCACAAAGAGAGAGGAAAUUCGCCGGAAGGCCUACCAGUCCGCCAAGUUAUGCGGCGAAAGAAGAGUUAGUUCCUAGGACCUAUGAUGAUCCAAAUGACAGUUCGCGGUCACCGUCGCCCGUCAAUUCAGGGAAAAUUACCUACAUUACCUCAUUCGGUGGCGAAGACGAGCUGCAACCUCAUUCAAAAAUAUCCAUUAGCUUUAACAAAGAUAGUCAAGGUCAAGCGAGUACCUCAAAAGCUGGUUCGUACGCCCAGAAAGUCAAACAAAAUCUCGAGAAACUGAAGAGCAUCAGCGCCAAAGAAGAAGAGCACAGGAAGCCUGCUCAAUAUCAGCGACGAUCGCGAAGCUACAGCGAUCGAAGCAGAAGCCGCAGCCGAAGUGGUUCCCGGGCUUGGCGCCGAAGGAAAUCCCGAAGUCGCUCGCGAGAAAAACGCACCUAUUCCAAAUACAACAAAAGACGUUCCCGAUCCGGUUCGCGGUCGCCUCGAUCUCGAGGCUUCCGAAGCGAUCGCCGUCGCAGAAAAUCACCUUCCUCAUCGUCUUCGUCGUCGCCUGUACCGGCGCGAAAAAUAACCCGGAAACCCUCCAGUUCGGAUUCCGAUUCCUCCCGAAGCAGCCGGAGUCGUUCCAAAUCACCGCCACCGCCGGCACGUAAAACACAAAUCAAAGUCGAAGUCGCCUCCACUUCCGUACCUCAGCCAGUUCCGGUACCACCGGUUCCACCCGCAACGAUCCCGCUGGAUCCAAGCAUAUCUGUGAAAAAAGAAGAGCCAUCGUCACCGAAAGUGCCUGUUCUGAUCGAACCGGAACCAGAUAUUCCCAUUCGGCGAUACUACGGGCGCAAACGUGAUGGCCAAAGUUCCACCGACACUGACCUAUCGACGGACAGCUCCGACGAUGAGCAGCAGAGGAAAAUUGGCGAUCCCACCGCGGCGGAAUCGUCUAGCAAUUUACAAACAGCGGAUCAAUCGGGUAUCGCACUCCCCGGAGGAGUGACCAUCAAGCAGGAGAAACUCGAAGGGGCUGCUGCUUCCACAUUAUUAUCGUCAUCGUUGGCGGCAAGGUUUGGUGGUAGCACAGUGAUCGACACAUCCGAGUCCAAAGCCGGGGUUGCGUCUUCUAUUGGCGUAUCAAAGUCACUUAAUCCUAGGGACAGGCUGAAGCGCAAAAUGCAAAUUUUGCUUAACAAGCAAUUCAAAGCUGAUAAAAAGGCAGAAAUUGAAAAGGUCGAACGCCAGAUCCAACAACAGCAGGAACGUGAGGAUGAAAUGCGGGAGUUGGCCCUCAAGUUGCGACGAAGACAACGUGAACUACGUCACAAAUAUGGAUCACCGGAAAGUGAGAAGAGUCCUUCAAAAUCAGUCGACAGUUCGGAUGAAGAAAAGCAUAAGGAGUCUCGGUUACCACCGGUUAAAGAACCGUCUCCUCCACCAAAGCCGCCCCCAUCAACUUCAACGACGUCCACUUUCAGCACUAGUGCCGUCAUCGAGCGAAAACCUGUCCUUCGCCGUUUCGCUCAAGCGGAGGUUUCUAGAUCACCGAGUACGGCUCGAAGCACAAGACGGCGUUCCCGAAGUCGCAGCCGAUCGCGAUCUUCUGCCACGGGUGGCCGCAGUACGGCUGCUCCAAGCAUCAGCAGGCGGUAUGACGAUCGUCCCAGGCGACGAACUCCUCCUGCCCCACCCGCUUCGAGGACACGUUAUCGCUCGCGAUCGAGGUCUCCGGAAAGGUUUCGCGACCGUGAUCGAGAUCGAGAUCGUGAUCGCGAUCGAGGUCGUUUCGGUGGCAAACCUUCCCGAGACUACGGACGCGGCGAGAGCAGUCGUUACUAUCGUCGAAGAUCACGCUCGAACUCUCGGGAUCGUCGUCGAUCUCGCUCCCGAACGCGACGAUCUCGGUCCAAGUCGAGAAGCAAACCCAGUGCCGGUAAUAAUCGCAGGGAUAGAUCACCUAAGGUAGUGAAGAAGCUGGUUGACUAUUGAUAUUGAUACGCAUGCUGCAGUGGUUUCCUAUUUUUCAUCUGUUCUCUAUUUCAAUACAAACUCAAACCGUUUUAUAUCUGCCAUAUUAUCCGAUCGAGUCGAUCGUUCGUUGCUACCAGUUGAACAUCGUAUGUAUCACGUACAAUUGUAGAUAAAGUGCAUGCGGUGGUUUCGUAAGUGAAUCAGAAAAAAAGUGCGUAAAUAAAUUUGCAUUAUUUUCCAGGAAA
This is a messenger RNA of Ochlerotatus camptorhynchus, 3307 nucleotides long. RefSeq names its product CLK4-associating serine/arginine rich protein. The transcript is spliced from 8 exons. The record is from RefSeq and is a predicted model, not a curated record. Lineage: Eukaryota; Metazoa; Arthropoda; Insecta; Diptera; Culicidae. Bases 246 to 3080 code for a protein of 944 amino acids.